AUGUCCGCUGACCAACCCACGGCCACCGACUCUUCAUCCAACUCUCCGCCUUCAACCUUCUUAGCGCUCCUCAAUGAUAAUGAUGACGACCACAUAACCAACCUUCUCGCCGAAACGGUCCCACAACUAACGCAAAAUACCAUUACUAAUCUUGAAAAUAUACCAGAAUUUUCGGGAUCAUCUGCGCCACCAUUGAUGCCGUUUGGCAGAUCAGAAGACGAGGAUGGAGAAGAGUUGUUACUUGAUCCAGAAGAUUGGGAUGAGAGAAGACAUGGGGAAGUAGGGAGCAGCAGUGAAGAAUGCGAGGAUGAUGAUUUGAUUCCUUCUUUUGGACGUCUUUUGGAGGAGGCCGAAUCAGCACGAACGGCACUAGAAGCCGAAGGGUCUAUGCCGAGUUUCUUUGCCGGUAGCGAGGAGGAAUGGCGUCAAUUUACUAUCGAUCUUCGGCUAACUAGCGGCGUCGGUAAAAUCCGUCGGACUCGCGGCUCAGAGUCCGCCCUCCCUCCGGACAUUCGUGCCAUGAUUGGUGAAGCCAACAAGUUCUACGUUACCAGAGAUUUUCAAAAGGCGACGGAAUUAUUGCAAGAAAUAGUUAAACGAAACCCGAACAUACACCGCGUUUGGUUUACUCUCGCACUGAUACAUGAUGAGUUAGGGAAACACGAACGAGCAUUACAACUGUUUAUGGUUGCUGCACACUUGACGCCUAAAGAUGGAGCCUUGUGGAAGAGAUUAGGGUUGCUGUCGAGAAAACACAAUCAUAUGAAGCAGGCCAUAUAUUGCUAUUCAAAAGCGAUAAAAGCCAAUAGCAAUGACUUGGAUGCAGUGUGGGAUCGUUCCUAUCUUUACGCAGAAACUGGGCAAUUGAAAAAGGCGCUCGAAGGUUAUACUCAAAUUUUAAAACAAAUGCCCGACGACAUGAACGUAGUUCGUGAGAUAAGCAAAAUUCAUAUCAUGAACAAUGAUAUUCCACAAGCUAUAUCCAUAUUUUCAGCUGCUUUUAAUUCAUAUCUUUGUCGACCCUACUCGGAGGUUGCUGAUGUCGAAGGCUCUUUUGGAUAUUCGGAAAUAAACAUGCUGGCGGAGUUAUACAUGUUACAGAAUGAUUAUCAAAAAGCAAUAGAUGCAAUUAAGAAGGCAGUGAGGUGGAUUCAAGGACGAGAAAAAGAAACUUGGUGGGAUGCUUUCGAUGAUGAUAGAGAAUAUGAGGAAGGCGAGGGAGAAAGGGGAGUUGGAACAAACAGAAGGAGUGAAUUUGCUGACGUGAACAGUGUGAGAGGCGGAGGAGGGUCUAAUGUACGGUUACCUGCUGAGUUGAGGGUAAAAUUGGCACAGUGCAGAAUUCUUCUGGAUCAAGCAGAGGAAGGGAAGAUGCAUUUGGAAUACUUUUACCAAUACGAUAUCAAGUCUUAUAUUGACUUGUAUUAUGAUGUUGGCGAGACUUUGAUGGAUAAGAAUUUGUUUGAAGAUGCUUUGACUACAUACGAAGCCAUUUUAUCGACCGUGAAGGACAAGUUGCAAUGUCCCCAAGCUUGUAUUCAAAUUGGAUUUUGUUACCGAGAAUUGGGCGAGUUACGGAAUGCGUUGGAAUAUUUAAAGGCUGCUGUCAAGGGUAUGCCCAAUAACUUGGACGUAAAGUUGGCUUUAGCAGAAGUAUAUGAAGAUUUACACGAGGAUGCAAAAGCAUUGGAAUUAGUUAAUGAAGUUCUCACCAUUCGCCAACUCCAACGCAUAUCGACAAACACAAAUCCUUUGUCAGCCAACGUACAACCCGCUUCUCCUUCGCCUCCUUCACCUCCCUCACAUCCAUCUACUCCUGACUCUAUUUUACCUCUAAUUCCGGAUGAUCAAUCUACGCCGCAAUCUCGUUCCCAAACGCAUCAUGAGGAAUUGCGUCAGUUUGCCGCCGAAAAACGAGAAGAAACUCGUAUUCGUUUUCACCAACUAGACCUGCUUUCAUCAAGAAUAAAUGCAGGCGAAGACAGUGCUGCUGAAGAAUAUUUAAACACUGCCAGAGCGUUGAUGGAUGAUUGGUCAAAUAUGAAAGCAUUUUAUCCGAGAGAUUCAAGAUUUAGGGGCCUGGGAAGGAGAUGGGGACGAAAGAGAAAGGGUCUGUUUUUGGCUAUAGUUCAGGGCGGUGAAGGAGAUGAAAAUGAAGACGUAGAUUUGGAUGUGCAGGCCAGGGAGAUGGCUAGGCGACUUAAGAGAAAUCUUGCUGGUGAAAAUGAUGAAAAAACUCCUGUGGACCAGAGUAAAGUAAUGUUCCAAGGGGUACCUGUGGCUGACUGGUUUGACUUCUUUGUUCAGUAUGCAAUUAUAGCAGUUAAACACGGGCGUGAGAGUGAAGCAUGUGAUACACUAAGGAGAGCUAGUCUUGCGCGUGUUUUUUAUCAUGACGAGCCACGCAAGAUUCUCUUUAAACUGUUAUUAAUGGCGUGCGCCUUGCAUUGGAAUAAUUUUGAAGUUGUAUGUGAAUGCGCUCGAUUUUUCUGCAUGUACAAGCAGUUUUAUUCGGAUACUUAUUUGCUUUACAUAGCGAGUAUGUCGAGCGGAAAUAGCGCAGUCUCUUGCUUUGCAUCCACCAACUCGGCAAAGUUCUUUAUUCGCCAAGUGAAGGCGUUUGAUGAGCUUGUCGAACGUUCACGCAAUAACGAAGACAAUGAACAUGACUCGGAUCUGGAUAUUGAUACGGAGCCAAAUGUUGUUAAUAAGGAACAAAAAUCUAAAACCAAAUUUAAGCCGUCUAUACAUAGCGCUGCUUUGCUUUUAUUACAUGGCCAUAUACUGGUCUCUGCUAGGAGUUAUGUUGCUGCAAUAGCUUAUUAUACUCGUGCCUAUCAAUUGUCUCCCAAUGAUCCCAUCAUAAGUUUGUGCCUUGGACUUGCCUAUCUUCACCGAGCUAUGUCAAGACAGACUGAUAAUCGACAUUGUCAGAUAUUUCAGGGAUUUUCGUAUUUAUACAACUAUUGCGAAUUAAGAAAUAGAAAUCAAGAAGCAGAGUUUAAUCUUGGCAGAGCACUUCAUUCCAUAGGAUUGUAUCAUUUGGCUAUUAUACACUAUGAAAGAGCAUUAAAACUGCCAUCACUCAGAGAAGAAUUGAUACAGAAAGGACAAGUAACAUCUGCUGAAAUUGAAGAAGAUGAAGAUGAUCCAACUGAUCUUAAGAGAGAUAUCGCCUACAAUAUGGCAAUGAUAUACAUGGAGAGUGGAUCACCAGCACUUGCUCAGCAAUUAUUGCGACAACAUUGUACAAUAUAA
Messenger RNA from Paraglomus occultum, 3258 nucleotides. NCBI's taxonomy places the organism in Eukaryota, Fungi, Glomeromycota, Glomeromycetes, Paraglomerales, Paraglomeraceae. The record is from the annotation of a GenBank genome assembly.